AUGGCCUGUUGGAAGAACAGGAGUUGCAAGGAGGGUGAUCUCCUUCGUCCGGCUUCUCGAGAUUCAGCAAAAAUCCUGGACUACUCAUAUAAUACAUGGCAUCAACUCCUUUGGUCUGCCGAAGCCAAAGCACAACUGCCCGAUGCUUGUAGCAGUAUAAGGGCCCUUUUGCAUAGUACUCCUGCUAUUCCAGACACUUCCAAAAUUUCUGAGUUUGCUGAGGAUCACUCUCUAUUCCUGGAAGGAUACUCAAUAUGGAGUAUCAACUCAACAUCACCCUGUUCUCUUACCACCGAGACUAAGAAGGCCAGGCCUCAGAUGAUACGUAUCGGGGUGCUAAAACCUACAUUCUGUUCCCUUUCAGAGAAUUUUCUUCCAGAAUGGCCAGGUUUUGAAGCUUUACCCGAUGCAUCUGGUAGCAAUUUUCUUUCAGUGUUCGUUUUGGGCUGGUCAUACGUCCUUUCUACACGCUUGAUUGAACUUCGAGGGAAUCAACACGACCAGGCUCAGUAUACCAACAAUAUAGCAAUAAUGGCAAACAAAUCAGGUGGCUUGAAUUCAAAUACUGGAUAUGAGCUGCCUAUUGGUGAUGCAACAGCACAAGAGUCCAGAUGGUGGGCUGCAGUUCUCGCCAAUGGGUGUGGAUGGCGAGCAACGCUUACCCGCCAGGAUAAGGAGUACUAUCCUCCAUGGAGUUGCCACUUGAAGGAUGGUGGAAAACCGUUUACUAUUAUUCAUGAUAAAUUGGAAUUAAUCAUAUCUUCCGAAAGAGAUCCUCCGUCAUCAGCUCAGGCUCAGAGUUAUCUCCUUCGGGUAGCGGAAAUGCAUGAUAUAUUCGAUCAGCUCCUCGCAGCCUUCACUGCUGUCCUUACUGUCCCGUACCAUAUGAGAUUUGGAGCACCUGUCAACCUUCCUGAACCUCACCUACAUACCCGCCCAAAGAAGCAGAGCACUAUUGGAUAUAAACAGAAGAUCCCGACCUUUGACGAGCUUCCAUAUUUCAUGUCAUUUUCCACUAUACCUAAUGUGAUAUCGUCAUGCCUCUUUAGUUGUUUCUGGGAAGUGGGAAUACCCUGUAACCUUGCUAGCGAAUGGCUACAUACACCACUUAGUGAUAUCUUACCGGCUCUUAUUCUUGAGCGAAAGCAUCGCAGUAUCAUACAAAUGCUAGCCACAAGGUCUCCAAAUGUGGCGCCUUUGCUACUAGGCUCAGCUAUCACUGGAAUGCUGCAUCGCAUACCAGAAGUAUACAAAUCGUUUAUACCCCCGAUUUGCCUCGAAGCGGCUGUCUGGAGUUCGUCACAACAAUCCUUUAUGGAUCCAGUUUUUCACCACAUGCCGAAAUUACGAAGGAAUAUUGCAUUUAAGAAAUUAAUUACGCGCGAAGAUGAAUUCCGGAUUCUAUACACUACCGAUUUUGAAUCUGCAGACUACCCAGCUUUACCCCUAAGCCCAUACCCUCCAUUUGGCCACUGGGUUUGGCAAGGUCAAGAUUCAGGAGAGGUGCGAUGCUUGGAUGAUUACGGCUUUACCCUAUCAGGAAACAUAUCCUCUCUCCCUGCACAUGGUAAAACUGGUUGCACCAUUUCUCAACUCGUAAAUAGAGCCCUCCUGUCUGUAACACGAAAGUUAUCCACCUGUUGGACUGAUUUCAUUACCGGACCGCAGCGAACUUCAAAUGGGGACAUUAACGAAAGACUUUCCGAAGUUGCUACUCGAAAUCUAUUCUCCUGGACUCUUUUCUCCGACGGUGUGAGAAAAGAGGACAAGGAGCUAUGGCACCAUGAAUGGCUAGAAUUUCUUCUAGGGGUCGACGAUAAUGCUUCAGAGACAGAUUCCAACUUGACAUCAAUCAAUGGGCAAUCAAAAUCUGCAAUAUCGUCAUGGUUGCAAACAGUUUUCAUGUCUCAUGCAAUACAGGACCUCUAG
Molecule: messenger RNA, 1929 nt
Organism: Trichophyton benhamiae CBS 112371
Lineage: Eukaryota; Fungi; Ascomycota; Eurotiomycetes; Onygenales; Arthrodermataceae
Exons: 2
Coding region: 1-1929 (642 amino acids)
Source: RefSeq, a predicted model, not a curated record